This is a messenger RNA of Neltuma alba, 684 nucleotides long. Its product is annotated as probable disease resistance protein At1g59620. The record is from RefSeq and is a predicted model, not a curated record. NCBI's taxonomy places the organism in Eukaryota, Viridiplantae, Streptophyta, Magnoliopsida, Fabales, Fabaceae. Bases 1 to 684 code for a protein of 227 amino acids. The transcript has 5 exons. Gene Ontology annotation, molecular function: ADP binding.
AUGGGUGGGAUUGGGAAAACCACCUUAUUCCAACUAGUUUACAAUGAAGGUGAUGAGAAUAAAAAAUUUGAUUGCAAAGCAUGGGCCUGUGUUUUUGAAAACUUUAAUCUUUUGAAGAUAUUACAGACUAUACUGAGCCAAAGCAAUCCUGUUUCUGUCUGUGAUAAGGCACAGGAUCUUAAUAUUCUUCAACUUCGUUUGGUGGAAAAUUUAGCAAGAAAAAGGUUUUUCGUUGUUCUAGAUGGUGUCUGGAAUAUCAAAUAUACUGACCGGGAUACUUUAAAGAAUUUGCUUGAUAAUGGAGUGAAAGGCAGAGAUGUUGCUAGCAAGUGCAAAGGAUUGCCUUUAGCUGCAAAAGUACUCUUAGGACUUUUCCAAUCAGUGCCUGAUAUUGAACGCCGGAAUUCUAUAUUAAAAGACAACAUAUGGGAUUUUGAUAGAUUAUCAGUUUUGCAAGGAGUUCUUGAUUCUGAUGUGGAAGGGAGAAGGUUUUCUGCAGCCGAAGAGAAAUAUGAGUUUAUAAGAAGUCUUUCAUCUUUAGAGAUAGUGCCUGAUUCAAUUGACAUUGAUGCUGGACCAAUGUCACAAUUUGAAGCCGUUGGCAGGCAAUAUGCAAGAUCUUUUAAACCUGUGCUAUUUGGACUUGUCUUCAGCCAGGCAUUGAAAGAUUACCUGAUUCAUUAA